AUGAGCGACUUCUUCUCGAGCGUCUCCGGCUGGUUCGACGACCGCGUCGCGGACGUCGCCGUCGCUUUCGAGCGAUGCGGGUCGUCCUGGAAUCGCGGCCGCGCGGAGGCGACCGCGAAGCGCGAAGCCUCCGCGCGAAAGACGGGCAUCGUGACCGAACGCGACGCCGGCCUGACCGCGCUGCCGGCGUACGUCCCGUCGCUCGGCGACGCCGCGCGCGUGGUCGACGUCAGCGCGAACGCGAUCGCGGCGCUCGACGACGCGUGCUUCGCGUCGCUCGUCAAGGCGCACAAGCUCAACGCGUCGUUCAAUCGACUCCGAUCGUUGCCGAGCUCGCUGUGCGCGAUGCGCGCGCUGAGGACGCUCCGACUGGAGGGGAACAAACUCCGCGAGCUGCCGCGCGAGAUCGGGUCGCUCGCGAAGUUGACGGAGCUCGUCGUCAGCGACAACGAGCUGACGCGCGUGCCCGCGAGCGUGCGGACGCUGACGCGCCUGACGCGCCUGGACUUGGCGCGGAAUAACAUCGCCUUUCGCGCCGGCGACGACGACGAGAGAGACGACGACGACGAGAGAGACGACGACGACGACGACGCGGUCGCGGCGGGGUCGAACGGGCGAAUAUCGGAGGGUGCCGAGGGUGCAGAGGGUGCCGACGGCGCCGACUCCGGGUUGCGACAUCUCGGCGCGUGCGUCGCGUUGGUCGAGCUUCGCCUAGACGGCAACCCGGCGGUGACGGCGACGCCGCGCGCGUUCGGACGCCUGCGCGCGCUCAAGACGCUCGGUCUCGACCGCACGGGCGUGACCGCGGUGCGUGAGGACGUCCUGCUCGGGUGUGCGUCGCUGACGACGCUCUCGCUGCGAGGCUGCGUCGCGUUGGACGCGGCGCGGUUGAGGGAGACGAACGGAUGGGACGCGUACGAGCGGCGGCGCGCCGAGGGCGAGACGAAGCGCAUCGUCGGCGGGGUGAUGCUCGGGAGGGACGGAUUGGACGACGGGAUGUUCCACGCGCGCGCGGUGCACGAGGUGAACGCGUCGCGGUACGCCGCCGUCGCGGACGCGGUCGCGAACGCGCGGAACCCCGAGGACUACGUCCCCGCGUUCGGCAAGCGCGCGAUGGCGUCGAUGAUGCGCACGCUCACGACGACGUGGACGACGUGGGGCGAGCACCCGCGCGGGAGCUGGCGCGGGCGCGCGCACGCCGCCGGGACCGCCGUCCUCGAGAGCAUCGAUCCGGAGGAGAGCAGCUUAGGGGAGCUGCCCGCGAUCGCGUCGAGCGCGGAGGUGGCGUAUCCGUCGCGCGCGUCGCGCGAGGAGACGCGCGCGCAUCUCGAGACGCUCGCGACGCGCGGCGCGAGCGCGUGCCGACGGCGGAUGUGGUGGAACCUAUUCGCGUGCCCGUUCACGCUCCCGCUGUUCCUGACCCCGCUGUCGAACCUGCCGAUCUACUGGUUCGGAUGGCGCGCGUACGACAACUGGAGGGCGGUGAACGGCGCGAAGGCGCUGCGCGGGGCGAUGGCGGCGGCGGACGACGGCGGCGGCGUCGUCGUCGACGAAGAGCGAUGGGUGGAAGCGGGGAAGAAGUGCGACGGCUCCGCGGGCGGCGCGGUGUGCUGCCGCGUGAAGACGCACGCGCUGAGCGACGCCCCCGGGGUGUUGUUCGUGCCGUGCGAUUUAUUGAACGGCGUCGAGGGUGGCGUCGUGCGCGUGGAUGGCGAGGGCGACGCGGAGGAAGACGCGAGGGACGAAAAAAAAAAACUCGUCUUCGACGCCGACGCGGCGGCGGCGUUCGAGCGGGCAACCGGCGCGCUCGGCGUCGGCGAUCUCGUGCGGCGGUACUCGAAUAGGAAGCCGCCGGCGGCGGCGUAG
This is a messenger RNA of Micromonas pusilla CCMP1545, 1866 nucleotides long. RefSeq lists its product as uncharacterized. Gene Ontology annotation, molecular function: protein binding. NCBI's taxonomy places the organism in Eukaryota, Viridiplantae, Chlorophyta, Mamiellophyceae, Mamiellales, Mamiellaceae. The transcript is spliced from 2 exons. The coding region runs from base 1 to 1866 and encodes 621 amino acids. The record is from RefSeq and is a predicted model, not a curated record. Gene Ontology annotation, biological process: signal transduction.